Molecule: messenger RNA, 3620 nt
Organism: Cercocebus atys (sooty mangabey)
Lineage: Eukaryota; Metazoa; Chordata; Mammalia; Primates; Cercopithecidae
Gene: PHYHIPL
Product: phytanoyl-CoA 2-hydroxylase interacting protein-like
Exons: 5
Coding region: 323-1453 (376 amino acids)
Cellular component (GO): cytoplasm
Molecular function (GO): protein binding
Source: RefSeq, a predicted model, not a curated record
UCGCGCGUGCGCGCGUCGGGCCCUCUCCCUCACGUUCCCCGCGCGCUGCGUCCCCUCCCCGCCGGGAGCGCGCGCCUCCAGUCCUCGCGCCAGGUCCUGCUUGGUCUCUCAGAGCCGCACACUCCCCGGAUCUUCUGCCACAGCCGUCGCCUUCGCGGCGGCUCUCCAGCCCGGCGCCUCAGCCUCGGCGCCGCAUCACCGCGUCCCAGACCUCCUUCCCUCCCUCUGCCACUCCCCCUCCCUUUCCCGCCCUUCUUGCCCACCCGGCCGGCAGAGAGAGCCUGGAUACGAAGCAGGCGGGCUUCAGAAGGGGGUUGGAAAAAUGGAGGUUCCGCGCCUGGAUCAUGCCCUCAACAGCCCCACCAGCCCCUGUGAGGAGGUGAUCAAAAACCUCAGCCUGGAGGCCAUUCAGCUGUGCGACCGGGACGGGAACAAAUCACAAGACAGUGGCAUAGCAGAGAUGGAAGAACUUCCUGUACCACAUAACAUCAAAAUAAGCAAUAUAACGUGUGACUCAUUCAAGAUUUCAUGGGAAAUGGAUUCAAAAUCAAAGGAUCGCAUUACACACUAUUUUAUUGACCUCAACAAGAAAGAGAACAAGAACUCCAAUAAAUUUAAACACAAGGAUGUUCCCACAAAAUUGGUGGCAAAAGCUGUUCCCUUGCCUAUGACUGUCCGUGGACACUGGUUUUUAAGUCCAAGAACUGAAUAUACGGUAGCAGUGCAGACUGCCUCAAAACAAGUUGAUGGUGAUUAUGUUGUGUCUGAAUGGAGUGAAAUUAUAGAAUUCUGCACUGCAGACUAUUCAAAAGUUCAUCUAACACAAUUGUUGGAGAAGGCUGAAGUGAUUGCAGGACGCAUGCUUAAGUUUUCUGUUUUUUAUCGUAAUCAGCACAAAGAAUAUUUUGACUAUGUUCGAGAACAUCAUGGGAAUGCUAUGCAGCCCUCUGUCAAGGAUAACAGUGGUAGCCAUGGCUCUCCUAUCAGUGGAAAACUAGAAGGCAUCUUCUUCAGCUGCAGCACUGAAUUCAAUACUGGAAAGCCACCCCAGGAUUCACCUUAUGGAAGAUACAGGUUUGAGAUUGCCGCAGAAAAACUUUUUAACCCCAACACUAACUUAUACUUUGGGGACUUCUACUGUAUGUACACUGCUUAUCAUUAUGUGAUUCUUGUUAUUGCUCCUGUGGGAUCACCAGGAGAUGAAUUUUGUAAGCAGCGCCUUCCUCAACUAAAUUCUAAGGAUAAUAAAUUUUUGACCUGUACAGAAGAAGAUGGGGUGCUGGUUUACCACCAUGCCCAGGAUGUCAUUUUAGAAGUCAUUUACACUGACCCUGUGGAUCUUUCUCUGGGCACCGUGGCAGAAAUCACUGGUCAUCAGCUCAUGAGUUUGUCUACUGCAAAUGCAAAGAAAGAUCCCAGCUGCAAAACCUGUAAUAUCAGUGUUGGACGUUAAUGCCCACUUUUCUUAUUCUUACUCAGCCCCUUUUCCUCCAUUAGGAGCAUUGGUCCUGUUGUCCAUUUUCAUCACCAGAUGUUUUCCACUGAAGCAUGCACAUGCCACUGUCACCAAAAACGAACUACCACUUUCCAAAUUCCAUUCAGAGCCAUUUUAGUGUUUUCCUAUUCCCUACCCCUCCCACUACUUUCAAUGAUGAAAUACCCUAAGUUCUUCUUCUGACACUUUAUUGCCUAGAUGCUGCAAUGUUUUUAUGUUUCCUUUAUGCCAAACAUAACAAAACAGUUAUAUAGACCGCUUUAGCAAAGUACACAAUAAUGGCUUAUAAAUGGUGUUUAAAUAUGCAUUCAUUUUAAUCUACUGAACAAAUAUUGGGAUAACUCCAAACCGCAUGAAAGGGUGUAAUUGCAGCAUGAGUUAAAUCUUGAAGCCUAGAAUUGUCAGCACUUCCAACUUCUUGUUUGACAGUGUUAUUUAUGUUAUUUAUAUUAGCUAACAGGAAACAACUACUGUGUUUCAACAUAAUAAAUAUAAUAGAAAAAUAUUUUAUUUGUAUUGUUGUAUAAAAUAUUUACAAUCAUAUAGAAUAUAUAGAGUUACAUUUUAAUAGCAAUUGUGUACAUGUCACGAAACCAUUUCCCUUAUCAAAGAUGUAAUUUGUAAACCUCAAAUAGUUGUGUAUCUGUCCUGUUACAAGUAGAUGACUUCAAUUAAACAAAUGUAUGAAGGACAUUAUUCUGAUUCAUAAAAGUUAUAAAAUAUUAGGUGAAUACAGAGAAAACAAUAAGCCUCUGAAAUAGUCUGUUUCUGAAAUAGUCAAUAGUCUUCCCAUCCAAACUAUAAGAAAAUGUGAAUUUCUUCAACAUCAUACUUAAACGUUACAGAAAAUAGAAAUACAAACAAGGUUGGUAUAUGAGAGAAAAUGUUGACCUUUUACUUUCUUUUACAAAAAUGAAAAUAAUAAACAUGUUUUAGUAUAAAAUAACACAAAAUGAUAUACACUAAAGUUGAUGAAGCAAAUAAAUAUUCUGGCUUCUUUUUCAAGGUAUCAGGGCAAUUUCCAAACCUUUCAUUUUGUACAGAAGGAAGAAUAACUACAGCUCAUGGGAAAUGUUUUGACUUUACAAAGUAUAGAUGUUGGAACAUUAAGAAAAAUGUAUAUUCCCAAUGAAAAAAUAGUUAUAUCAUCUUAUAGUAAACAAAAAGAUUAGCAAUAAUACUAUGGACAUAUUAGAUUAUAUACUGCAGACACAUAUCUAUCCAAAAUACCUAUUUUAAAUUUUUAAUACAAUAUUUUAUUUUAAUAUAAACAUCUGUCAGUUAUAGACAAAGAUAAUAAUUCACAAAGUACAUGCUAUCAGAAUGAACUUUGGUAACCAGAAAUGUAAAAUUUCAAAUAACAGAUAAAAUAAUGUGUUAUUUUUAUAGAGAAAUAAAAAAAAUAGCAGUAACACAAUCUAGGUUAUUUUAGGGUACUGAGAGCCUAGCAGACUUAAGGGACAAGGUAGUAAAUGUUUUAUCUCUCAAAAAUCCAUUAGAAGUUUCAAAUAAAUUACUUUCUUGCUAGGUACAUUCCUUCCUACUUGAAAAGCAGAAUUUCUUUUCCUCCUCUGAUUGAUUUUUAAAAAUCAUGCUCUUUUCCAUACAUCAACAUAAACAAUCUUUAGAUACUAAAUAAACUUUCCCUAACAAGCAUCCUAGCUAUGUUAUUUAGAUUUGAUAAAAGAUUAGACAUUUUUUAAAAUACUUGUAUUGACUAUGAGUUUUCUGCUUGGCAUGGAGGACACUGAAUUUUUUCCCAAUUAUAAGGCUACCUGUUGUAUCCUUCCCCCCAUUUAAAUCCCUUCUCCUUGUAUAUAAUUAAACUUGCUAUUCCUUCUUGAAAACAGCUAAUACUACCACUAAAGUGCUUGCAUUUUCAUUGUGUCAAAACUACUUAGCAAGGAUGGCAGAGGAAAAUAAACUUUACUUUAUAUCAUGGGUGAAAGUGAUCAUAACAUUUCUUGAACCUCAAAUAGUUUUGGCCACAUCUUGCUUGCUGAUGAGGACCUCUAAUAGUCUCAGUUUGGCUUUUAUGUGCUUAUAUUCGUAGUACUCAUCUGCCAUUGGUAUCCUAUCUUCCUUUUGUGGACUUCUGCAAAACAAAAAUACAUUUAUUAGUUCA